Manis javanica (Malayan pangolin) is the source of this 3074-nucleotide messenger RNA. The record is from RefSeq and is a predicted model, not a curated record. NCBI's taxonomy places the organism in Eukaryota, Metazoa, Chordata, Mammalia, Pholidota, Manidae.
AGCGCUCGGAGCUAUUUCCGGUGGUCGCUCCUCCACCAGCGGGUGUCUCCAUUUUGGCCGCCUCUGGAGACGCAGCCAGGCUGUGCGGAGUAGCGGAGCGUAGUCGUUAGUAGUCGGAGAGCCGAGUCGGCUCAUCGCACACUCCGCCUUGAUUCCUCUGCCCGCAGAAGCCGGGGGCGCGCAUGGCUGGCCUGGAGGUACUAUUCGCGGCCGUGGCGCCAACCAUCACCUGCGCGCAGGACGCGCUCGUCUGCUUCCUGCACUGGGAGGUGGUGACACACGGCUACUACGGCUUGGGUGCCAGCGACCAGCCAGGUCCCAGUGAUAAGAAAUCAGAACUUCUGCCAGCUGAAUGGAACAGUAAUAAAGACCUGUACGUCCUCCGGUAUGAGUCUAAGGACGGGUCCAAAAAGCUCCUUGUGAAGGCUGUCACGGUUGAGAACAGCAUGAUCAUCAAUGUGCUGGACAUACAAGAACAGUGAGGAGCUUCGGUCUCGUAUUGUGUCUGGAAUCAUCGCACCUAUCCAUGAACAUUGGGACAAGGCUAGUGUUAGCAGUCCUCACCAGGAGUUUCCCCCAGCCACUGCCAGAGAGGUGGACCCGCUCCAGAUUCGCCCACACCACCCGCACACCAGCCGGCAGCCUCCCUGGUGCGAUCCCCUGGGCCCAUUUGCAGCCGGAGGAGAGGACCUAGACCCCUUUGGGUAUCGGAGAGGUGGCAUGAUUGUGGAUCCCUUGAGAUCUGGCUUCCCAAGAGCACAUAUUGACCCAUCCUCGGGCCUCCCAAACCGGCUUCCCCCAGGUGCUGUGCCCCCAGGAGCGCGCUUUGACCCCUUUGGACCCACUGGGACCAGCCCGCCCGGACCUAACCCAGACCAUCUCCCCCCGCCGGGCUACGAUGACAUGUACCUGUGAAGGCCUCAAGAAUGUAGCUUCCCAGCCUUCCCUCCACUCUCCUGGAGUUGCCGCCGCUGGCCCCGUCAGCAACCGUGUUCUUGCAGGCUGGGGCGAUGGACUCUGCCCUGUGUUUGCAGGCCGGCUGGGAUUGCCUCCCCAUCCCCUGUCAGAGCCAAGGCACCUGCUGCAGACCUCCACUUGGCUGCAUAUAGGUGUCAAAGAGAAAUCAGUGUGUCCUCCCCACCAGCUGAUUCCACUUUUCAAGGGAGACUCCGGCAGCAUAUUAUCUUUGACCAGUGCAGUCCCAGUUGCAGCGCUAUAAGAACAGAACACAUUUUGGAUGUAAGAACCAAAUGUCAAUACAAAAGUCAUGUUGCCAGUCUCCCACUUUUCUUUAUUGCACAGCUCCUUCCAGCUGUGAGACUUCAGAGUUUGAAUCUUUGUGGGGCUAAAUGACUCUUUUCCUUCCCAGAGCCCAUUCUUGCUCCUCAGGCACCUUCCCUUCAUAAAUUGCUGUUGCUCCCAACAUAAUGGGUUCCAGUUUGGCUACAAGGUUGAAAAUGAGGGUCUGGAAACCCUUUAGGCCAUGAAAAUGACUUCCACAAAGGCAGGCAUGUUGCAGAAAGACUGUGUUAUUUUGAAAAUGGUAGAAUCCUCCAGUUCUUCCUGUCUGAGCCAGUCCUCUGGGUCCGUCUGUGCCAGGGCAACGGUAGUCUAUAAACAGAGGAAUAAACAGAAUAGAUCUGAAGGCUAAUCUCAUUUUUGCCCCUAACUUAUGGAGUGGCCCUAAAUAAGUCCUUUCCUCUUCCUUUUUGGGCUUUUGUGCCCCCCUAUGUAAUAUGAGGUGUCCUUCCUGCUCUGAAGCAUUCUGAUGUCUGCUGCCAUGGACGGUGACCCCUAGGAACUGGGGCAAAAGGAAAAGAAUGAAGGUUCAAGGCUGUGUGUGAUAUUUACCUAUGGCAGAGUCUAUAACUCUGCCUCUCCCCUCGGCCCCCUUGGGACCCAGGCAAGAGCACAGGAGCAUGGGCCCCAUCUAUAGUACUGAACUUGGGGAGGAGCAGAGAGCUCAGCCUCUGGAAGCCUGUGGCCUCUGGCCAGACCCACCUGACCUUUAGUGGUCUCCAGAGCCUUCUCAGCCCAAGACCUGACAGACACGGUCAGAGAUGAACCCCUGUGCUGGAGUAGAAAGAGCACCUUAGAGCACCAUGCUCAGAGGCAAGAGAUCAAGGCAGUAGUCACUUCCACUCCACAACUGGCAUUUUAACCAUGGCUGGGUCCUUUCACUUCUCAGCUCAGUGGGUUCCUCCCCCUAAAUUAGGUCGUAUUAUUUAUCUGUGGGCAGCACACUACCACCCAGAGCCUUCCCAAGGUGUCUGACAUGCUAUAGCCUGGGAUUGCCUGUCUGCCCUGCCUGAGAGUGAAUGAAACUGGCACAUGGGCCCAGGGUCAAUUUGAGAUGGAGCUGGGCCUGGGUAGGGAGGUGAGCAUGAGCAGGCUCCCUGGCACUUCUGGCAGACCCCAUCUCCAGCACUGACUGAGUGAAAGACUACCUUGAAGCCUUUAGAACAUCUCUCUUCUGGAGAAAGACCCAGAGAUCAGGCAGAGCCAUCAUCAAUCAUAGUCCUCCUGAAGGGCUGGCAAAUGUGUGGAAUAUUUUUGUUUUGAAAUUGGAUCAUACCUGCUACCAAAAGACCUGGGGCAAUUUGCUCAUAAAAGCAUCCUUUAUUAUUAAAGGAACCUAAGACCAGAGACCAUCAAACAAGCAGGGAAAGUACAUCACUUUUUGGACCCUGACUCAAAGAAAAGACAAGAUUGAGACAAUAAAUUUGCCACUGAGAUUUUCUAGUAGCAAAGGUCAAAAGGAUAGUCAUAUACAUAAUUCUGUUUUCUAAAAACAAAAACUUUAGUGAUUAAUCUGCAGAAUCAGCCAUUUUUUGUGUGUGAGUCUUACUUGCAUCAAGGACACUGAAGAACAUAGGCAAUGUCUUGGUUAUGUUGGGGGAAGUGAGUGGAGCCUUCAGGAACUUCCAGGACAAGUUAUUCAUGCUUGUAGUCUGGGCCACUUACCUCUUUCCAGCCAUGAAUAAUCACCAAGCAGCAAAUGAGAAUGGUUUGGGUAUAUGUUUUCUGGAACCCAAAAUUUGGCUGGAGCCUUAAUAAUAAAGACCAACACUUAA